Molecule: messenger RNA, 1259 nt
Organism: Oryzias latipes (Japanese medaka)
Lineage: Eukaryota; Metazoa; Chordata; Actinopteri; Beloniformes; Adrianichthyidae
Gene: myf5
Product: myogenic factor 5
Biological process (GO): positive regulation of skeletal muscle fiber development; regulation of transcription by RNA polymerase II; positive regulation of myoblast differentiation
Molecular function (GO): RNA polymerase II cis-regulatory region sequence-specific DNA binding; protein dimerization activity; DNA-binding transcription factor activity, RNA polymerase II-specific
Source: RefSeq, a predicted model, not a curated record
AAAACACCAGUGAUUGCAGAUGUGGGAAACUCGGCAGGGUACUGGGGGGUGAGAAGUAGGGACGGGGCAGGGAGGGAGCUGAACUAACUUCAGGCUGGGCCAAUGGGCCAUGGUAAUUAGAUCUGGCCAAUGUGGGCCCUGGGCUUCAGCCAGGGGACAUAUAAGGGGGGCCUGGGGCAACAGACCCCUCAUAUCACUCAGAAGUCUCCUCUCUUUCAUCCAGCACCUCCUUCCUUCCCUUUUGGCCAUCUUGCCAUCCACUUCUUCUCCCAGCCAUGGAUGUUUUUUCUCCAUCCCAGGCCUUCUACGACAGAGCUUGUGCUUUGUCCCCAGACGACCUGGAGUUCGGCUCCAGCCUAGAGCUCACCGGCUCUGAGGAGGACGAGCACGUCAGGGUUCCCGGAGCCCCCCACCAGCCGGGACACUGCCUCCAGUGGGCCUGCAAGGCCUGCAAGCGCAAAUCCAGCUUUGUGGACCGCAGACGGGCGGCCACCAUGCGGGAGCGCCGGCGGCUCAAAAAGGUCAACCACGCCUUUGAAGCACUGAGGCGCUGCACCUCGGCCAACCCAAGCCAGCGCCUUCCCAAGGUGGAGAUCCUGCGCAACGCCAUCCAGUACAUCGAAAGCCUGCAGGAGCUGCUGCGGGAGCAGGUGGAGAACUUUUACGGCCUGCCUGGAGAGAGCAGCUCUGAGCCUGGAAGUCCUCUGUCGAGCUGCUCCGAUGGCAUGGCAGGAGGCAGCAGUCCGGUGUGGCAACAGCUGAAUGCAAACUACAGCAGCAGCUAUUCUUAUACAAAGAAUGAGAGUUUGGACAACAAGACAGCCGGCGCCUCCAGCCUGGAGUGCCUGUCGAGCAUUGUUGACCGCCUGUCCUCCGUGGAGUCCAGCGGUGGACCGGCUGCCCUGAGGGACGCCGCAACCUUCUCCCCCAGCAGCUCCGACUCUCAGCCCUGCACUCCUGAGAACUCUGGAUCCAGACCCGUCUACCACGUCCUGUGAAAAACGGUUCUCUCUGAGGAGAAAAUAUGACCAUGCCAGUCGGGAAGAACUUAUUCUGCGUGAGAACGACUCGCCGGAUGUGCGGCAACCUUCAAUAAAUGCACAAGAACUGUAAAUAUGUAAAAUAUGUUCCAUUUAUGCUGUUAUACCCACUGACGCAUAUUUAAUGUAACAGUACAUUAUUCAGAAAUGUCAUAUUUAAGCCGUUUUGUUGCUCUUUACAUGUCAUGUCAUCAUUAAAUUUCGUUUUUUUAAUACAAA